UUCUUACAAGACCUGGCUCCGGCAGACAAACGUCUCGCUUUCCUCAAUGGGCGGUAAGUUACCGGCACCUAAAUAUCGGAAUCAACCGUAUGUGAAAAAAGGGACCUUAAAGUGUAACACUACUAUUCGUAGUGGGUGGAACUCGAGCUCAGAGUAAACCUGAACCUGGAGGCAUUUUAAUAGACCGCAGAGUCCGCGUAAACACCGCUGCGUCUCGCUUCACCGGCAUCAUUUACUCGGUAACGCUGAGCACAGUCGAGCUAACUGACUCCGGUGGGAUUUCGGGGGCUAUCCUGUCCGGCUCAGGUGAGCUUUUCAGGUGUGUUAGUGUGGGCUGAACGCAAACCGAAAGCCGGCGGCUUUAACAGAGGCACGUGUGACGUGGUAGUGAGGACUCCGCCGCUGGCGUCUGUGGCGGGGCACGCUCGGGUUGGUGCAGGGUCACGCUGUUCCGAAGAGCCGGACAUAUGAUGCAUCAGCAGGGCUCGUUGAUGCCCUCUUUGCUCAGCGGUGUUUUCUGCCAGUGCCGGUCGACAGACACCCAUCCAGGGGUCGACCCUGGUGGCGGAGGCGGGGUCCCCACCGCGGCCCCCAUCUCGCCAGCAUCCCCAGCUAAACCAGUAACCCGACAGGCAACGUCUGGUGACUGGCACACGGAUGAAGCAGAGCAUCCAUGCGACAUAUGUGGAGGUCCGGAGCAGGAGCACAGACUCAAAGUGCUCUUCCAGGUCCUGGAUGUGAACGGUGACGGAGGCAUCUGUGUGAACGACUUGAUUAUCGGGCUGAAGAAGUUAGGAGUGCAUCGCACUGAACAUGAACUCAUGAAAAUAGUGAAAGCAGGAGACAAAGACCUGGAUGGACAGUUAGACUUUGAGGAGUUUGUCCAUUAUCUCAGAGACCACGAGAAGAAACUCCGGCUGGUCUUCAAGAGUCUGGACAGGAAGAAUGAUGGCCGAAUUGACUCACAAGAAAUCAUGCAGUCGCUGCGUGACCUGGGAGUGAACAUCUCUGAGGAACAGGCAGAGAAGAUUCUCAGAAGUAUGGAUAAAAACGGAACAAUGACCAUUGACUGGAAUGAGUGGCGGGACUACCACCUCCUGCAUCCAGCUGACAACAUUCCUGAGAUCAUUCUCUACUGGAAACACUCCACGAUCUUCGAUGUAGGGGAGAGUCUGAUGGUGCCUGACGAGUUCACGGCAGAAGAGAAGAAAAAGGGUAUGUUGUGGCGACACCUAGUGGCUGGAGGAGGGGCCGGUGCAGUGUCUCGAACUUGCACAGCACCACUGGACCGGCUCAAAGUUCUCAUGCAGGUUCACUCCUCCAAGAGCAACAGCAUGCGUAUUGCUGGUGGCUUUGGCCAGAUGAUCCGGGAGGGUGGUGUAAGGUCACUGUGGCGAGGCAACGGCAUCAAUGUCCUUAAGAUUGCCCCCGAAUCUGCAAUGAAGUUCAUGGCUUACGAACAGAUUAAACGACUGAUUGGAAGUAACCAGGAGACGCUGGGCAUCACAGAAAGACUGGUGGCUGGCUCUCUGGCUGGAGUAAUCGCUCAGAGCAGCAUAUACCCCAUGGAGGUCCUGAAGACACGGCUAGCCCUGAGGAAGACGGGUCAGUACUCGGGCAUCGUGGAUUGUGCCAAACAUAUCUUCCAGAAGGAGGGUGUGCCCGCUUUCUACAAGGGCUACGUCCCUAACAUGCUGGGCAUCAUCCCCUACGCUGGCAUCGACCUGGCUGUCUAUGAGACGCUGAAGAAUUCCUGGCUGCAGCACUAUGCCACAGAUAGCGCUGAUCCAGGAGUGUUUGUGUUACUGGCUUGUGGCACUACUUCCAGCACGUGCGGCCAGCUGGCCAGCUACCCACUCGCCCUGGUCAGGACUCGAAUGCAGGCACAAGCGUCUCUGGGAGGAGGCCCUCAGAUGAACAUGACAAGACUGUUCAGACACAUUAUUAGGACUGAGGGGCCCAUCGGGCUCUACCGAGGCCUGGCACCCAACUUCAUGAAGGUCAUUCCGUCUGUCAGCAUCAGCUACGUGGUCUACGAGUACCUGAAGAUCACGCUGGGAGUCCAGUCAAAGUGAGCAGGGAUGCAGACAGAAGAACUCAAGAGUCCAAAUGUUUUUUGUUUUUGUUUUUGUUUUGUUUUUUCAACCAUUGACUGAAAGAAGCAGCUGCAAUUCAGCCCGUCUCGGUCUCAUUGUCAGACUGCAGAAAAUGAAGGACAGCCGAGAUGAUGAAGAGAGAAAACCUUGACUGAAGCAUGUCUGUUAGUUGCUCUCAUUAAGCUUUCUUUUAGCAGCUCAGCAGUGCUUCAACACCUGUGAGUCUUGGCUUAACAUUGUUUACAUGACUCUGAAUUAUUGGUAGAACUGGAACAUGUUCCUGCUGCUGAGCACUGUGAAAGGAACAGCUCUGCUGCUCUGUGGGAUGGAAGAAUCCUGGUGGGCAUUGCUAACGCCUAACACUACUCACCACUUCUCAUUGUUAGUGCUCUGACUAGGCACAAACCCGUGAGGGUAUGAGCCUUAAGCUUCUGUGCACUAGCUGACCCCUGCUCAAAACUGGCUCAUUUAAACUCGGUCCCCUCUAAAACCUUGAAUGAAGGUUAUGGCAGAAUUCUAAAAAACAGAGACUUUGAGUGCCUCCUGCACACGGGCAGAUGAACAGACACACACAGAAAGGGUCAGAUAACCGUCAGAUACUGUGUGUGUCUCAUUCUGAUUCUUCUGCACAGGGAGGAAAGGUUUAAAAAAAGGCAUGUGGCAGAUGGUUCCCUUUAUUCUCCGCAGCUUUUCCACUACAGAUGCCCUCCCGUGUAUUUAUCAUUUUGUUUAAUAAGCAUUUGGUCAUGAAAGCAUCCACAGACACAAAUGCUUCCAAACUGUAACUGGACUCAGCCCAUACCUCAGCCUGACCUGCCUCUGAUGAGGAGCUAGAAGGACGGCUAGUGUUGUUUAUUCCGUCCUGUGAGUGUUGCGACUAACCAGGAAGUAUUGAAGAGAGUAAUUUAAAAAUCAAAUAACAUAAAUGUUUAAAUAAUAAUUUAUUGUACAUUUAGGUUUGGUUGGCAUUCUUAUGAAAUGCAAAGCAGAAAGUUAAUGCAGAUAUGUAGAAUCUACUAGGUUAACGUUAGAAGUAGAUGAUGGCACAGCAUCCCCAGAAGCAGAGAUGAGCAGCUGUGCGCGAUGAUCACAGCUGCUCCUGUUCACCUGUAUGUUUGUUCAUUUUGGAGGCGGAUUUUGUGUCUGUGUAUGAAGCUGUGAUUAGAUUUAAAAUGGUAGAUAAAUAUGAACACCUAUAUGGUGCGUUUGGCAUUGAAAAUAAGAUAAACUAGUUUUACUUUAAGAUGGUCAACAUUUAAUAAAAUAGAGGAUUAAAAUGAGGUAAAGUGAUUAGGGCCAUUCUAGCAAAAAAAAUAAAUACAGAGCUGAGGGAAGAGUUCAAUAUCUCUGAGAUUAAAGUCAGAAACUUUAAGAACAGUAACUCAAAAAAACUCCUUUGAGAUUUAAAGUCACAGAUUUCAAGAGAAACACUCCAAAAAAAUGUGUUUUUGUCAAGGAGCACAGCGGCUCGCUGAACCAGCCCCGUCACACCGACGAUGAAGCUGUCUGUGGAUGGCCUCAUCUUAGCAAAGCUGUCAUCAGGUCCUUUGGAGAGAGUUUGCUGCAAACAGUUGAAAACCGAUUAGAUGAGGUGAUUUUUUUUUUUGUACACUUACUUUCGUGUAUCACUGACUUUUUCACCUGUUCACUAACUUUGUAGCAUGAAUCGUGGGUUAGUGAAGUCCCGUUCUGACCCUGUGAUGAUCGAGGGGUGACUCUGUCCACACGCUCACGGGGUAAAGAUUAGCAAGUCAUUCCAACUCUUAGAAGGACCAUUAUUUACAAAAUUAACUGCACAUUGCAUUCAGUAUGACCUGAACCCCCUGAGGUCACAUAAAAAGGGUGCUGAGGGCCAUUUUCCCACAGACACGUAUACAACUACAAGUCUCUGCCACAGAAAGAAGAUUAUUAGAAAGACUGCAGGUUUAAUGCACUUUAGCAUUUUCUUCACUUUUCAGACCAAGAAGCUACGUCCAUUAGCUGAUGGUGUCGCUUCCAGUUUACCACAGUAGCUUUUGUGUGAUUGGAUCGGUGUGGUUGGUUCCUUGACAAAAAAACUACAGCAGAUGGAUUUUCCUCGUGAAUCUGUGACUUUGGGCUUUUUUUUGUUGUUGUUUGUUUACUUGCACACUUACUUCAGUCUCAGAAAUGUUUCAAUUUGAAAACAUCAUCACUGUCACAUACCUCUGUUAUUUUACAAUAAGGGUUUUUAUUUGCUUUUUGUAAAAGGAUUCAAGUAAAUAGAGAAAUGUCACUACAACAGUCGUCCACUCCGGAUAAAGACGUGUGUUAUUUUUGGUCUGCUGCCAUAAAGAGUGACAUGUGACCAAAAGCAAAUACACUUGCUUCACAUUUUUGAUUGAGCUGCUACUGUAGCCCAUAAAGAAUGCCGAGCCCUUUCUCAUACCGGCUGCAGCAACAGCUGAUCAGAGCACAAAAUCUUUUUUCAUAUUACAAAGAUUUUAGUUUUUGUACUUCAUUUUGCUUUAAUUUCAGCAGAUCCAACAUGAUGAGAGCAUAACAGACUUACUGUGCAGAAUUCUCAGGCUGUCCUGAGAAAGAAAUAAGGCAGCCUCACCAAACAAACAACGGCACUCUGCUACCUUGGACAUCGUGGCAGGCGUGGAGAGGAAAUGUGCCAAGAAAUCAGCAUCACUGAGCCACAGAGAAGCUUGUCUGCUUUGUAAUGGCCAUCAAAAGUUUGCACUCCUUAAUAACUCAGUGGCCUGAAACAGUGAAAGUUUGCAGUGUGUUUUUUCUGUGGGUGAUUUAGGAAGAAGGGAACAUGGUCACUGAUUUAACGGUCAUUUCAGCUGUUGCAGACCAUGCAGCCCAGCUGAUCCCAGUUUACAAAAAAAAAAAAGUACAAAGUAGAUCACAUUAUUUUUAUUUUUGCUUCAUAAUGUUAAUCCAAAACAGCGCUGUUUACAGAUGCCUGUGUGUGGCUCUUCACACACAAAAGACCCAAAAACUUUCUGUCAGCUGAAGUUGAAACUGAAUGUUCUGUUAUCACACUGAACUUGUUUUGCUUUGAUAAAGUUGUUUUUCAGCAGUUCAGAGGUUAGUUCUGUCCUCCGAGUGCAGGUUCACCUGCAUUCCUCCUUUAUUCCUGCACCAACACCACCUGUUGUUUCUUUUUUCUGCCUUCACAUGAGAAAGCACGACUGUGUCGGCCAGAGGAGCCGGCCAGGACUGAGUGCUUUUCAAAUGUUAAUGCUCAAAAAUGUUGCCAAGUUGUAACGUGAAGUCAUGUUUCAGUUUUUGUAUAAACACUCCUUAAAAAAGUGGCAUGCUGCCCCGGCAGCACUCAGCCUGACUGAUGUCUGUAUCACACGAUCAUUCCUGGAGUGCCUUGUCAAGCCUUUCUUGCGUAAAUGCACCUGAACACUAGGAUAGCAUUUUAAGGUUCUCCAUUUAUUUUAAAUGUAUUUACUACUGUAUUCAUUUCUUUUUACAGAGAGGUGACAGGACUGACUGAAACUGUUAUUAUUUGGUACUUUCCAUUGUUUCAGAGCUCCUGUAAUGGUGGCAAACAGAGGCUUGUGUUUUUUUUACUCUGACAGUUUGAAAGUCAAAGCUUCAGUUACACUGAACCCCCAAAAUGUUCCACAUGAAACCAGUGAAUAUCAGAUACAUGCUAAAUUACUAAAUUGUUUAAAAUAUAUAUUACAGUUCUAUAUAUUCAGUUUUCUAAUAUAUUUUCAUUUAAUUACUUGCAAUUUUUGUCUCAUUAAUACUUCUGUCACUCCAGCAGCAGUGUCACUGACCUGCCACACUUUUGCUCGUCAGUGUUUCCUGCAGAUUAGCCAAUUUCCAUGUAAGUUUGUUUAAUGAAAACAUCACCUCUCCUGGGCAGAUGCGAUGAAGUGAACGAGUUAACCCAGUGAUGUUAGCUGCUGCUGUUCUGCUUAGCCAGCCCGUGAAGUACCACAGGCAGCUACCAGCACAUUAGCUCGACUGGUAAUUUAGUACGCUGCAUCCUGAGCUAUAAACGUAAAAAGAUGAUGCCGUCUGUCCAGGCUGUUUAUUUCUGGCAGCAUCUCCGCAGUGAGACAUGCUGGACUGGCUGCUUCAGGGAGCAACAUGCCUGCUUUUGCAUCACACUGUGUGUUUGUAGCAGGCAGAGAAGAUUGAUGGGCCGACGUCUGAGUGUCGCACCUGAGAGCGAAUGAAUGAGAAAUACUUCAGUGAUGACGUCAGACUGACUCAUUCUUUUAUUUCCUGGCACAGCUGCUGUUUCUUACUCCUCGCUCUGGUAUUGUAUAUUGUGCAUAAAGCGGUGACAGAAUGUGUGUGUGGCUGUGUGUAAAUGUUCUGUAUUUGUAGUGAAAGGUAAUGCUACAGUGUCUUAAAAGUAGCCAUGUGUUUCCUGUACUGACCAGCAGUCAGGCAGAUCAGUGCAAGUGCUACCUAUACAAACUAAAGGCAACACAGAAAUGGUGGCCUAGUUUACAAAAUGUAUACACUAUAUAUAUUUCUAUUUUAUUUUAUUAUGCUAGCUGUAAGUGAAUGAGUAUGAGUACUUGUACAGUAGUUGUCUGUUUGAAGAACCUGCCACUGGAAGAGUGUUAUUGAAAAACUUAUUUAUGCUUUUAUGAGUUCAGCUGUUAAAUAAACUAGA
This is a messenger RNA of Archocentrus centrarchus (flier cichlid), 6717 nucleotides long. Its product is annotated as calcium-binding mitochondrial carrier protein SCaMC-2-like. Gene Ontology annotation, cellular component: mitochondrial inner membrane. The record is from RefSeq and is a predicted model, not a curated record. Lineage: Eukaryota; Metazoa; Chordata; Actinopteri; Cichliformes; Cichlidae. The transcript has 10 exons. Gene Ontology annotation, biological process: transmembrane transport. Bases 468 to 2075 code for a protein of 535 amino acids. Gene Ontology annotation, molecular function: calcium ion binding.